AUGUAAUAAACAAAAGCAUAAUAACUCAAAUAAAAAGGUAAUGAAGCAUUCAAAUUGGAAAAUUAUAAUGAUGCCAUAAAAUUAUAUUCUGAAGCAAUAGUAUUAUUGUAAAUGGAAUUUAGAUGGAAGAUAAUACUGAGAGUGUAUAUUACUCAAAUAGAGCUUUAUGUUUUUAUAUUUAAGAGAAAUAUUAAGAAUCAUAUGAUGAUGCAACAGAAGCUGUCUAAUUAAAUGAGAAAAACAUAAAAGCUCAUAUGUUGGUUGGAUAAUCAAUUUGCAUGUUAGCAAAAUAUAAAUUAGAUAGUUCUAAAAUUGAUAUUGCAAUAGUUAGAAUAUUAAAAGGUUAAUAUAUAUUUAUAUAAAAUAAAAGCUCGUACACUUUGUGCUGGUUAAAAAAAAUAAGAAUAUGAGAAAGAGAUUGAUGAGAAAAUAAAUAAAGCAAAGAAGAUGAAAUGGUUUAUUUAAUAGGAAGAGGUUAGAAUUAAGAACUUAGAAAUAGUAUAACAAUUAUAAGAAGAAAUAAAAAAAGAUGAUAGAUUAAAUGAGAAUGAAAAAUAGAUAACAUUGAAAAAAAUUGACAAAUAUAUUAUAAACGAAAAACCAGAUUUAGAAAUUCCUGAUUAUUUGAAAUGCCAUUUAACAUAAAAAUUGUUAAUUGAUCCUUGGACAACAGAAGCUGGAUAUUCUUAUGAGAAAAAUGAACUAUUUAAAAUAGAUCCUUUAACAUUUGAUCCAUUUACUAAGUAUAAAAAAUGAUUAAAAAAAAAGAACGCCAAUAAAUGCAAAGAAUAUAUAUUCAAAUAUUAAUUUAAAAAAGGCAGCAAAUGAAUUUUUGUUAAUAAAUCCAUGGGCAUUUGAUUAUAAUGCAAAUUAAAGUUAUAAAGAUAUAGCAAUAUGA
This is a messenger RNA of Paramecium sonneborni, 898 nucleotides long. The record is from the annotation of a GenBank genome assembly. Lineage: Eukaryota; Ciliophora; Oligohymenophorea; Peniculida; Parameciidae.